Malus domestica (apple) is the source of this 2282-nucleotide messenger RNA. RefSeq names its product transcription factor MYB56. Gene Ontology annotation, cellular component: nucleus. Gene Ontology annotation, biological process: regulation of DNA-templated transcription. The record is from RefSeq and is a predicted model, not a curated record. NCBI's taxonomy places the organism in Eukaryota, Viridiplantae, Streptophyta, Magnoliopsida, Rosales, Rosaceae. Gene Ontology annotation, molecular function: DNA-binding transcription factor activity, RNA polymerase II-specific; RNA polymerase II cis-regulatory region sequence-specific DNA binding.
UAGAUAAACCCCCCCAACCCAACCCUCUCACGAAUAUCUCAAACUCAAAAGCAUCAGUCUUGAGAGAGAGAGAGAGGCUUUGAUCCCCACCACCACGACGGGAACCACCCACACGAGCGGUUCUCGAAGUGCAUGCACAACAGCAGCACUGACUUUCCUGCUUUCCAAACAAUCCCACCGCCCCAUUUUUCUAUUUGAGAGAGAGAGGAGAGAGAGAUGAUGAUAUCAGUCUCAAAAUAAGCACCCUGGCUCUCCAAGAGGAGGAGAGAAUCAAAGUUCAACCGUGUGGUUUUUUGUUUAUUUCUUUCUCCCAAACAAAACCCAUUUCUUUGUUUCCUGUUCCCAUUUCUUGUUUAAUCGAUUUUCUUCUGAUUUCUGCUUUUUCUCUUGCAUUUUCUCUCUCUUUCUUUCCUGCCAAACAGACCCUUGUUGGAGUGAGUGAUCUCACAGAUAGAGUGUGAUAUAAUAGAAGAAAGCCCAGGUCCUGGUUUCUGUUGUCCUGCCUUGUGGCAUUGCACUUUUUCUGUUUGAUUAGAAAGACCACCCCAAGUUUUCUGCUUUUUUUCUUCUUCCAUUUUCAUUGAUUCUGCAUUUUGGGUUUUUACCCUUCUGAUUUUCUGUUUGGUGGGUUAGUUUUCCAACUGAGAGGUACUGAUGGCGUUUCGACAUCUGAUGAGUGAUUGUGAUGGUUUUACCAGAUACCAAGAUUUGAACUUUUUGCCACCACCUCCUGUUUCUAAUCAACUUUCUCUCUCAAACAUCUUUGGUGGUUCUUCUACUUCUGCAAUGGGGGUUGUGCCUUUCAGUCCCUCAUCAUCCCAACAAACCAACAAACCAUGGAGUUUUCAGGCUUUGGAAAAUGGGGGACCAAAAAAUAUAAGUGAUCUUGGUGUGCUUUCUGGGGUUGAUCAGAAAAGACCCACGCCUUUGAAUUUGAAUCUUGUUGGAGAGGAAGAUGAUGAUGAAGGUAGGAGUCCUGCUGGUGGGAGAACUAGUGCUAAGAGUUGUAUCAGAGGCCAUUGGAGACCAGCUGAAGAUUCAAAGCUCAAAGAACUUGUGGGACAAUAUGGUCCUCAAAACUGGAACGUUAUAGCUGAGCAUCUUGAUGGUAGAUCAGGGAAGAGUUGCAGAUUGAGGUGGUUCAACCAGCUAGAUCCAAGGAUCAACAGAGGGGCAUUCAGUGAGGAGGAAGAAGAAAGGCUGCUGGCAGCCCACAGACUCUAUGGCAACAAAUGGGCAAUGAUUGCAAGGCUUUUCCCUGGAAGGACUGACAAUGCUGUGAAGAACCAUUGGCAUGUGAUCAUGGCCAGAAGACACAGAGAGCAAUCCAAUGUUUUCAAGAGGAGAAAGCCCUCUUCUCCUCCACCUCCUUCCCCUCUUCCUCAUGUGGUUGCUAAUUUCCCAAAGAAUCCUUCCACCAGUACUGAAUCAACCGUCUCAAUAAGCACCAUCAAUGAUGACAGCACUCAGUCUGCCUCAACAUGCACUGAUCUCUCCCUCACUCCCUCAAACAAACCCCCUCCCACCUUUUUCUCCAAGUUCCACCCUUUUCAUCGCCCCCAAAUCAUUGGAUCACCUAUGGGCCCAUCAUCAAGUGAUGGGGGAUUUAACAAGAUGAUUGGUAGCAAUGGUAAUGGUUUCUGCAAGAGCACUGGGCCAGUGAGAGGAGUUGGAGCAGCAGCUGCAGCUAUGAAGGGUGUGGACAAUUCCGGUCAUCAAUCAGAUUCAGAAAUUUCUGGGGACGAGUCAGUCACCACCACUAGGACCAAUCUGUCAUUAUCUGGGGAAGAUCAAGAUCUGCAUCAUGAGAAGACCACCACCAUCCAUUUCAUUGAUUUCCUUGGAGUAGGCACUGCUUAAAAAACCGAUGGUGGUUUUGAGCUAGCAGAAGCGGAUUUUCUAGUGUGCUUCGGGAUAUUCAGAAAAAAAGCCUUAAACUUUAGUAAAAGCACAAGAGCUUAAACUCUGCGAUGUGGUAAAAGUAGGUCUGCAGAUUAGAGGGGGGCAUCAUCUCUACAGUCUUUGUGUACAGUAAGUUAUAUAAGGCAUAAGGGAAACUACAGUGAAACCAGGUAAAAAUUCAGGGGAGGGAGAGAGAAAUAUUUAAGAGUGGGUUAAAAGUGAAAGUCUCUGGAUGUUUGUGUUCUGUGGCAUUAUGUACACAAAGUUGCUUCCUACAGGCUACUUGCUGACUCAAAUCAAUGUAUGGACCUGCCCAUGUUUUUCAUGACUAGUGUUUUGAAUGUCAAUUUUGUCAAUGUCAUAUUUGAGUUUUGGUGUUA